AUGACCUGCGUCAAUGAAGGCAUGGAACAGUUCGAGCAGCAGGGCUCACUGGAGGUCACAUCCUCGGGUGUUUCCUCCUCAGCCCACACGGGUACUUUGACCGCGGAUCUGGAGCAGCUACGUAGCUUCGCGACGUUGGCUGAGAACAGCCGUGGAGGGGCGGGCCUCGACGGUCAAGGCGUGCUUGAAGAGGUGUUAAAGAUGGUCCACGACCAAAUCACGGGGGCCAACAGCGUCGCAGGAUAUCUCGUCAUGCAUUUGUGCAGCGAGUCCGAUGCAUCGGCGGCAUACUCACUGGUCUUACACGUAAACACCAAGCACAGAAUCGGCAUUGUUCAGCAGAGCAUUCACACAUGGAAAAACUACUCCUGUGUUGAGACAACACGGAAGCUGUCCAGAGAGGCUGGCUGGACACCACCCGAUGAGCAUGUCUGCUGUAGCUCAGGGAAUCUGCUAGACUUUUCCCCCAAGCCUUGCGCCGAAGUGUACUGCCACAAGUAUCUGGUUAAGACGAGGGACAAUUGUGUUGCUCUCUCGGCGUCAUGCGAUCUGAUAAAGAGGAUGAUCGAAGAGUUUAAAAAGAAGACACAGGGCUGUACCGGAUACCCGUCCAUGCCUAUGAAUAUCGCCAUUGCCGUCUGCGGCCCUCAGGUCAACGACACAAAAGAGGCACCGCCUGGCACUAACCUGAGCACCCUGAGCCAAUGUCCCCUGAAUGCGUAA
Molecule: messenger RNA, 723 nt
Organism: Colletotrichum truncatum
Lineage: Eukaryota; Fungi; Ascomycota; Sordariomycetes; Glomerellales; Glomerellaceae
Source: RefSeq, a predicted model, not a curated record